AUGAAGACAGAAGUUGGUGAAUCUGAACGCUGCUCAGAGGCUGACACAACCUCGACAGCCAACACCAUGUGUGGAAGCUACUACGGAAACUCUUAUGGAGGCUGCGGCUACAGAGGCUGCGGCUACGGGGGCUGCGGCUACGGAGGCUGCAGUUACGGAGGCUGCGGCUACGGGGGCUGUGGCUACGGAGGCUGCGGCUAUGGAAGCUCUGGCUACAAAGGCUGUGGCUACAGAGGCUGCGGCUACGGAGGCUGUGGCUACAGAGGCCUGGGCUGCGGCUAUGGCUCCUGCUACGGCUGUGGCUCUGGCUGUGGCUACUAGUAACGAGGGCACCGUGGGGGACUCUCACCCUCUA
This is a messenger RNA of Lynx canadensis (Canada lynx), 355 nucleotides long. RefSeq names its product keratin-associated protein 21-1-like. The coding region runs from base 1 to 321 and encodes 106 amino acids. The transcript has 2 exons. The record is from RefSeq and is a predicted model, not a curated record. Lineage: Eukaryota; Metazoa; Chordata; Mammalia; Carnivora; Felidae.